CCUAAUUCGGUUACACUGACUUAGGUUCUUCCGUUAGAGGAGCUUUUUGGCGUCUUUUCAAGUAGUUUGGUCAUGUUUCGGAAUGUUUCGGGUAAACUGGUGACAGAAACUGUUCGUGUUCACCGCUAUGUGAAACAUGCACCUUUGAUACGGAGGGUAACACCCUCGUCUGUGUCUGUCAGGAGCUUUACGGAUGUGAAGGACGAAGCGCAGCCGCCGUUUGACGCCUCCCUGCUCGAUUUCCUCGUAUGUCCGCUGUCUAAGAAGCCACUGAGAUACGAGGCUAAGACCAAUGAGCUGAUCAACGAGGAACUUGGCAUCGCCUACCCCAUCUCAGACGGCAUCCCCAACAUGAUCCCUCAGGAAGCCAGACUCAUUCAGAAAGACGCCGACAGCUCGACCACACCAACGCAAGAAUAGAAGCACCAUCACAAACAAAACCAACCCAAUGGACGAGAACUUCCCCCAAGGCUGCACCAGCAGCAACAGUCUGUGUUUCUACAGUCUGCUUCUGCCGGUCACCAUCCCCGUCUAUGUCUUC
Molecule: messenger RNA, 541 nt
Organism: Seriola dumerili (greater amberjack)
Lineage: Eukaryota; Metazoa; Chordata; Actinopteri; Carangiformes; Carangidae
Gene: pyurf
Product: PIGY upstream reading frame
Exons: 3
Coding region: 73-420 (115 amino acids)
Source: RefSeq, a predicted model, not a curated record